Messenger RNA from Pygocentrus nattereri (red-bellied piranha), 9241 nucleotides. It is a transcript of the gene map4k3b, whose product is annotated as mitogen-activated protein kinase kinase kinase kinase 3b. Gene Ontology annotation, biological process: protein phosphorylation. The transcript is spliced from 33 exons. The coding region runs from base 103 to 2739 and encodes 878 amino acids. Gene Ontology annotation, molecular function: ATP binding; MAP kinase kinase kinase kinase activity. Lineage: Eukaryota; Metazoa; Chordata; Actinopteri; Characiformes; Serrasalmidae. The record is from RefSeq and is a predicted model, not a curated record.
CUCGGCUGGUCCCUGACUCGUUGAACGGCGCUCAGUGUUUGUCUCUCGGUUCGGUGUUUCUCCGACACGGCGCGGGCAGAAGCGCCCUGAGCCGCCGUCGCCAUGAACUCCAGCCUGGACCUGUCGAGGCGAAACCCGCAGGAGGACUUUGAGCUCAUCCAGCGGAUCGGCAGCGGGACCUACGGAGAUGUCUAUAAGGCGCGCAAUGUCAACACAGGAGAGCUGGCCGCCAUCAAAGUCAUUAAACUGGAGCCAGGUGAAGACUUUGCGGUGGUACAACAAGAGAUCAUUAUGAUGAAAGAUUGUAAACACUCCAACAUUGUUGCUUAUUUUGGCAGCUAUCUCAGGAGGGAUAAGUUAUGGAUCAGUAUGGAAUACUGUGGAGGAGGCUCACUGCAGGAUAUUUAUCAUGUGACUGGGCCUCUGCUGGAAUCUCAGAUUGCAUAUGUAUCACGGGAGACACUGCAGGGUUUGUACUACCUCCAUAACAAGGGCAAGAUGCACAGAGAUAUUAAGGGAGCCAACAUCCUGCUAACAGACAACGGCUAUGUGAAGCUGGCGGAUUUCGGAGUAUCUGCUCAGAUCUCGGCUACUCUGGCCAAGAGGAAGUCGUUUAUUGGAACGCCGUAUUGGAUGGCUCCAGAGGUGGCAGCUGUAGAAAGAAAGGGUGGUUAUAAUCAGCUGUGUGAUAUCUGGGCUGUGGGCAUCACUGCUAUAGAACUGGCUGAGCUACAGCCACCCAUGUUUGACCUGCACCCGAUGAGAGCCCUUUUCCUCAUGACCAAGAGCAAUUUCCAGCCUCCUAAACUGAAAGAUAAAGUCAAAUGGACAAAUAACUUCCAUCACUUUGUGAAAAUGGCACUGACCAAAAACCCCAAGAAGAGACCAACAGCUGAAAAACUGCUCCAGCACCCAUUUGUGUCGCAGCCCCUGAGUCGGACCCUCGCCAUUGAGCUGCUGGACAAGGCCAGCAACCCUGACCAUGCCCACUACAGUGACAUAGAUGAUGAGGAGCCUGAUCCUGAGUCUCCUGUGUCUGUUCCUCAUCGGAUUCGCUCAACAAGUAGAAGUUCACGGGAUGGAAAGACUCUGUCCGAGAUCAACUUUGAUCAGGUGAAGUUUGAUCCUCCUCUGAGGAAGGAGACAGAACUGCAUCAUGAACCGGAACUUCAGUUGGAGCCGCACAGUAUAUUAGGAGACAACAAGAGCCUAUUAAAAUCUGUAGCAGAGGAGCUUAAUCAAAGGGGUCAUGUGACACAUUUAGAGGAUGGUGAGGAGGAGGAGGAUGAUGAUGGUGGUGGUGAUGAUGAAGCUGUACAUUCAAAUGCCAGUUCCACAAUGAGACCCAAAGUACCUCCCCCACUGCCCCCCAAACCCAAGGCUCUAAGUUCAGCACAGAACGGUCCCACUGGAGAUGACAGUGGUGGACAGGGUACAAUCAAGCGCUGCCCUGCUUCUCCAAACCCCACCCCUCCUUCUCGCCCUGCCUCCUGUGUGCCCCCCAGACCUCCGCCCCCUCGACUGCCCCCUCACAGACGCCGCAGCUUAGGUAACGGAGUUAGCCCGACUCAGCAGAACGGAGAGAGAGAGAGGCAGUCGACCCUCCCCACGAUCCCCAGCCGCAAGAGCAAGGACAUUCCAAAACCCAUCAGUAACGGCUUGCCUCCAACUCCUAAAGUGCAUAUGGGAGCUUGUUUCUCUAAAGUGUUCAAUGGCUGCCCGCUGAAAGUCCACUGUGCUACAUCCUGGGUCAACCCAGACACCAGAGAUCAGUAUUUGAUUUUUGGAGCUGAAGAAGGCAUCUACACCCUCAAUCUGAACGAGCUCCAUGAGGCCGCCAUGGAACAGAUAUUUCCACGGAGAUGCACAUGGCUGUACGUGAUGAAUAACUGGCUUCUGUCUAUAUCUGGCAAAGCCUCCCAGCUGUACUCCCACAACCUCUCAGGCCUCUUUGAGCACGCUCGGCAGAUGCAGAAGUUACCAGUUGCCAUACCAACAUAUAAACUGCCUGAUAAAAUCAUCCCUCGGAAGUUCACAGUGUCCAAUAAGAUUCCAGACACGAAGGGAUGCCAGAAGUGUUGUGUAGUUCGUAACCCAUACACAGGGCACAAGUACCUGUGUGGUGCAUUCCAGUCCAGUGUAGUUCUAUUCGAAUGGGUGGAGGCCAUGCAGCGCUUCAUGCUGAUCAAGAAUAUAGACUUCACGCUGCCUUGUCCACUGGAGGUGUUUGAGAUGCUGGUGGUCCCGGAGCAUCAGUACCCACUGAUCUGUGUGGCCGUCAGUAAGGGCAGCCAGCCUGACCAGGUGGUGACCUUUGGCACGGUGGACCCGAACGCUCCCGUACCCACCUUCACUGAGCCUGACACGCCACAGACGUGUGUAAUCCACGUUACUCAGCUGGAGAGAGACACCAUACUAGUCUGCUUGGAUCGAUGUAUAAAGAUGGUGAAUUUACAAGGCAGAUUAAAAUCCAACAAGAAGCUCUCUGCUGAACUCACCUUCAACUUCCAGAUUGAAGCAAUAGUUUGUUUGCAGGACAGUGUUCUGGCCUUCUGGAGGCAUGGGAUGCAAGGACGCAGCUUUAAAACCAACGAGAUCACACAAGAGAUCUCCGAUAACUCACGCAUCUUUAGACUGCUGGGAUCAGACAGGACGGUGGUGUUGGAAAGUCGACCGACAGACAACCCCACAGCCCAGAGUAAUCUGUACAUACUCGCAGGCCAUGAGAACAGCUACUGAUCACAUACACGCUCAAUCUCACUCUCAACGGCAUUCCACAGCCAGUCAACAUAAAAACUACAUCCCCAGCCAUGUGUAUAAGCUGUGUGUGCACGUAGACAUUCCUAUAAAACCACACAUCCCUCCAUGUGCAACAGCCAUUCUACUAAACUGCUGUAACACUACAACUCAGCCACAGAUAAACACUACCAGAACCUAAUCAGCAUCAGGAGAAAGAGGAAACAAAGCAAACUCACCCGCUGCUCUACUCGACAAGCACUACAGCACGACUGUACUGUACACACAACGGUUGUGUCACAACGAAACAAACAAGAUUGCCUAUUCAUUUAUUUAUUGUGGCAUGCUACGGAGAUGCAGACGGCAUCCUCUUUUUCGUUUUUAGAUUUUUUGUUUUAAACGUGUCACCGUUCCUGCUUGCAGCCUUUCCUUGUCCUUUUAGAGCCAGAGGAGCCGGUGGUCCAACUUUUGUGUCAGGGGUCCAUAACGACUCUGUAUUCACUUUCUCAACAGAGCGUAACUUCUGUGUAGGUAUUUGUUAUUGCAUUGUAACCAUAUAAUGAUAUGCUUGUGAAUUUCUGCAUUUUACAAUAUAAGAACAUGUACUUGCAUAGAAGUUACAGUAUGCUAACAUACCUAUGUACAUACUUUGGUUCAUCGGACACCUGGUAAGAAGCAGGACCACGUGAUUAAGUCCAAGUCCUCAUAUGAGCCCUUCUAGGCUUAAAGGAAAACUUCAUCCAGAAUUCUUAAUGUUGCUAAUAAUCUGAGUCAGGCAACAAGGCAAGUGAGAAAAUGCUGACUGAUGCAUAGUUGCCUUUUUAUAUUACUUAUUUAACAAUACAGCCUAUUUAUGAUUUAUGUAAAGGCUUUGGACUUUUCUCAAAUCUAAUAAAGUAAGUAAAACUACAACUCUUGUACUUAAACACUAAAGUCAAUGUGUUGUUAAUGACAGCAGCACAGUUCACUACACAAAUGCAAAAAUUGCUAUUCAUUGUUAGCUAUGUUAGCAUUUUUGGAUGAACUAUUCCUUUAUGGCUGUAUGUAUUAUGCAUUUUUAAUUAAACGAGCUAUUCCUCAAUCAGUGUUACCCUACAAAUGUGUGUAUAUAUAUAUAUAUAUAUAUAUAUAUAUAUAUAUAUAUAUAUACAGCUGCCAAAUGGAACUUAAAUCUUGGGAUGAUGAUACUCAUUUAGCGCACAUGAAGUCAGACUCCCUACACAGUCCAUACAGUUACAUGAGGGCGUUUUUCCACUGCAAGCCUCAAAAACAAGAACCUGGGAACCUAUGGUUCUAGUUCUGGUUCUUUUUCCACCUAACUGAAAGGCAGCUGUAACCAUCAUGAGCACGAUUAAUGAUUUCCUUGAAAUGAACUGUCAUUUUAGGUUGUGUUGUGCCAAGCUACCAUCCUUGCUAAUUAUACCCAUUUUAACUUUAACGUUGAUAUGAAACUACAUACUGCACACUCCACUACUAACAUUCUCAAAGAAAUGUCUAGAAUUACACAGAAUUGUGUGUAGAACACACGCAAAACUUACAUUUUUCUGUCAAGUGAGAAAUUACGUGCAAAAUACUUGUUCUGUGGAAGCUAGCGUUAGCUUCCUAACUAGCGUAUCUUAAAUCAACAUGCCAUCCUGGUCUGCAUUAGCGACAAUGCUUGCUAGAUAUACUUAGCUAAACUUCUUGGUUGAUAUGAUAUACUGCACACUGCUUAUAUUCUCACACAGAUGUCCACAGUUACACAGAAUCGUGUGUAGAACAAAAGCAAAGCUUAUAUUUUUCUGUCGAGUGUGAAAAUAUGAGCUAAAAAGAUUGUUCUGUGGAAAUUAGCGAUAGCAUUAGCUUCCUAACCCAGCUUAUAGAAAAUUCCGUGAAUAUUGUUCUGUGGAAGUUAGCGUUAGCUUACUUAGAAAAUUCCUAGAAUAGCAAUCAGCACAUCAACAUACCAUCCUAGUUUGCAUUCUGCUGCACUUAUUGGUCAAAUAAUAGUGCUUGGUGAAUUUAUUCUGCCCUGGAAGAGUAAAGAAAUCGCUAAAUUGUUAUAAGCUUUAGCUGCAAGUGUUAGCAAAGGCAGAGGGGGACACACUCACAUCUAGCACUCAAGUAUCAUUAGUUCAUGUUGGUCGGAUCUUGAUCAGGUACCGAAAACCAUAUCUGGAACCUUUUGUUACCUGAUCCUUUGCCAAAGGAAAAAGCACAGUUCCAAUUUUCUGGUACUAAAGAUUCUGACACUUUUUGCAGUGGAAAAACGCCCAGAGUGUUCAGUUAUUAGUAAUUGACCAAGAUCAGAUUUACUCAACUUUGAUGUUUAGUUGCAAUUGCAAAAUCUACCUAAUAUCAAAUUGGUUCAGACAGAAAUGUCUUAUUUCAUGUUUAUCCAUUCCGCUUUGUAAAACUUGACCAACUCAAAUUGUUUCCUGAAUCGUACUGAUUGUAGCCAGAUUGUGUUACUUUUUAUUAAUCCUGUCAUAGAGGAUUUAGUCCAAACUUCAAGAUAGCUGCCAUAAACCCCAGCUUUAAAUGCUGAAACGUUGCCAUUUCAUGUCCGAAGUUAACCUAGGACUGAACCGCUGUCAUAUUGUUAAAACCCCAUGGGCCAGUCCCAUAGAUUAAGCCUUAUUCUUAACUACAAAAGGACUCAAAGGGAGAAUUUCCGUUCAUGCUGUAUUGGUAGCUGUAGGCUAAGCUCGAAAAAGUCUGUCUGAAACAACCCGGUCCGUUUAGGUUGCUAUUUAAGUCUUGCCUUUAAAAUAAAGAACAGAAAUCAAAUGUCACUUAUUUCCACUUUAGCGUGAGGAAUUUAGUUUUAUUUAUGGAAAGAUGGAUUUCAGAUCUUGAAGUGGGAUGGUUGUUUUUGUAUUUUAUUGCUUUUAACUGAAAGCCAUGCCUCACGUUUGGAUGAUUUCGUAACAUUACUAAUCACUGUAUCGAAAAUUUGCACAGUUUUAUACAGACUAUAAUGUGACAUUCGCUGUUCGCAAGUGCAUAGGUGUUUCGAGAUGUACAUAAAAUACAGUAACAUCCGCGUGCAUCGCUUUACACUACGGACAUGUGCAUUCACACUCUCAAGCUGUGAUGUCAUUAAGAGAUAGAAUAGACGAAUAGAGAUUACUGAGAAAUAGUACAUGUGAAGAACAUGGUGACGAGAUACAGUACCGGUCAAGAGAUGGACCUGUGAGGGGUUUUUCUUUGUUUUUGCUACUUUUGAGUAAUAAUAGACAUCAGCACUAUGUAAUAUCACAAUUACUACAAUGGGAAAUGUAGGCCUCCUGCUAAAUAAGGCACAUUGGCUGGUUGAUUGGCUGAAUGCAUUAAGAAGGACAAACAUUCCGCUAAGGCUGCGUUCACAUUACGAGCCUCACUGCUUAAUUUGGUUUCGAUCUUUUUGACUUGAUGGUUCACAUUCCUCUGGACAAGUGGCUUCUUUCUGUCAGUCUGCAUCCAAAUCAUGUAACGUGAUGGGACACAGAUUUUAUUCAGAUGCAUUGCUUCUGCAGCAUUUACUAGGACGGUAAGUUCAGUUUAGGACCUUGUGCAAGAAAUGUAAUCUAGCCAUUCUUAUUAAGGUCACAAGCAUACAAAUCAAGCAUGUAACGAUCUACAGUGGUGGUGGGGUGGGUUGGGGGGGGGGUUAGUUCAGCCUGAUAACAUUGAGUUCAUGUAACAAGCAGUUGAACAGGUUUUGUUCUGUUGACAUAAAUGCUUUGAACAAAACAGUGCAAAACAGUAUUUCAGCUUAGGUAAACAAAAGAAGUAUUAAUUUACUUCAAACCUAAAUAACAUCUGGCCUCUACCACCUUUUACAGUAUAGGACCACAUGUGAAAGGAUGCACUCACGUUACCAGACUAAAGUGGUGUUAAUCAGAUUUUUUUUGUUCUAAUAUGCAAAACAGAAUUUCAGUUUAGGUAAACAAAAGCAAUAUUAAUUUGCCUCAAACCUCAGUAAUAUCUGGCUUCUAGCAUGUUUUACAGUGUGGGACCAAAUAACAGGCUGCUUUCACAUUACCAGACUGGAGUAGUGUGAAUCCAGUUUUUCUUUGUCCUAAUGUGACACAGUCUGUUCAAAUCAGAUCUGAGCCACUUUUAUAUGUGGCCCUAGAUCAGAUACAUAUCCGAUUCAUGGCCACGUGACCUUAAUGAGAACGCAGAGAUUGGAUUUUUUUGUUUUUGUACCAUCAUUUAUCAUUAAUGAGGCAGCAGUGCCUAACCUGAAGUUUAAGCCAAUAAACACUGCAAAAUCAGUUCAUCUUGCGCUAAUAAUAAACAGCUGAGAAGUGCUCUGAGCAAGUCAUUUUCAUGACGAAGGCUUGUUCUGCUGGUUAGUUUGUUGUUCAUGACACACGUGGUUAAUUCGCGUGACGUCAUUGAUCAGGAUGUGCGCAUGCAGAUCAUUUCAGGACACAGAUGCGUUCACAUUAAUGACAGAUUUGAGCCACGAGCACGAUGUGAACGAUCAAGUUAAAAGAUAGGAUCUGAGCAAAAAAAUCAGAAUCAAGCAGUGACUCUUGUAAUGUGAACGUAGCCGUACAGUGUAAACCACAUAUGAAAGUGGCACAGAUCUGAAUUUCAGAGCAUUCGCACGUUAAGGCAAAAAAAUUUCAACGAAAGUGAACAUAACCUAAUAAAUUCUUAAUGAGGCUAGUUCGGAUAAUUUAAUGAUUGUGGUUCAAAGUUUUUAACUGUAAAUUUAGCUAAACUGAGCUUUUAGUGCAAAAUGCCUUUGAUUAGAAAUAGCAAACAUUUAGCUUGGUGUGUCCAGACUUUUGGCCUAUACUGUGUUUCGAUCUCUGACACUUUUGUAAGAAGAAACAAUGCAAUGUCUCGCUGAUGCAGUAUGUGUAAAUAUGAGAGAACUCUUUCCAGUGUGUAAUCACUUCUUAAAAAAAAAAUCUUAAUGCAUUCCCCUUAAUCCAGAGCGUUUAUUAUCGUGAUUACUGAAUGUUCACUUUUUCAGGAAUGACCGAAUAAUGUCUUGUUGAAGGGCCUAAUUUAACGAUUGAAUUUGGGCUACUUCUUCAGGUUCGUUGAAUAACCCAGGGCUAAAAUAUUUUAAUGCAGUUAACGUUCAUUUCAGACUGUGUAAUUUAGCAGAUGAUGAUGACUCAAGGCUGCAUUCUGUAAGAUUUCAUUAUCUUACUCGGUUCCACGCUGGGCCACUCCUGGGGACAGAUUAGGACUUGCUGUACAUUUUCCCUACAAGACAUUCCACAUUACCAGUCUAAACAUGCAGGGUGAAGUAUUGUACACACUACUCUAUGGCAAGAAUGGGUUUUUAACCCUUACAAGUCUAGUCAUUUUUGUUUUGCUAUACUUUUACCUGUAAUUACACAGUUACAUAAUGAGUUGGAUAGUUAGUUACAUAAUAAAUUAAUAGUUACAUUGUUAUUCAAACAUCGGAUUAGUAACACUUUAUAACAACAGGCCCUGAUAAACAGCAACUUAAACAUUCUCUAUUCUAUUAACCAUUCACUUAGUAAUGUACCAAAAUAUAAAAAUUAUUUACUGAUCUUUAUGAUGAAUGUAUAUAUAUAUUUAUAUUAUAAAUAUAAUACAUUUAUAAAAAGUACAGUGCUUGAAUCAAUUCCAAGCAACUUGUAAAAUUUGAUAAUAAUUUAAAUACAGUGGUCUGCAAAAGUGUGGUUCAGUCAAAAUUCAAAUAACUGAAGUUAAAACAAUACAGAAGCUUAAAUAUGACAUUUUUCUCUACAGUUAUUAUUUGUGUUUAACACAUAGAAAAAAAUCUAAAUAUUACAAUAUAAAAUGUGCCAUAACUUUUGCACAAGACACUUGUCAUACUUUAUCCAUAUGUUAAAUUCAGCAAAUAAACAGUAAUUGUGUGUUAAAACAGGGAAUUUGACCAGGUGGAGCGCAAACUUUUGCACAUGACUAGCCGCAUUUAUGAAUGCACGAAAACAAUAAUAUAGUUAUUAACCAAUGUUAGUAAAUGUUUAGACAGUUAUUAAGUUGCGUUUUAUAGGGACCUGUUAUAAAGUGUUACUGAUGGAUUUUAUUUAUUUAUUUUUUUAAACUGACAUUCACUUUUUCAUCAAAUUCAAAUCAUAAUAAAAUACUGUUUACAAACACAAAUUUACUAGGGAUCGAAUAUUUAGAAUCUGUACUUUACGCAAAGGUUCUCUGCUUGUUUCAAUAAAUUGCAAAUAAUAAAUAAUAAUUCAUAUAAAAUGACAAACCUCUAUAGAUUAAUGCAUUUAGUUUCAGCCUUUCAGAAUGCAGCUUUCGUCUCGCAGCAGCAUUGCGUAGAUUCAUCUGACUGAGUCGUAGGUUUGAAUUCACACGGUCCAGCAUGUGGUAAUGAAAAAAAAAACAACGAAACGUUUUGUCGGCUGCAUUAACAUAUUCGAUUCACACUGCAAUGCACAUGACCUGUAAAUAGUGUAAAAUAAUAUUUGGUUUUAAAGACUGUAUAAUCGUCUAUAUUUUGUUUCAAAUGUGAAACUGAUCUAUGAGACUGAGGUAACACAUUAAAAGAAAAGAAAAAUCAACA